Trichomonas vaginalis G3 is the source of this 741-nucleotide messenger RNA. RefSeq names its product protein domain specific binding. The record is from RefSeq and is a predicted model, not a curated record. Gene Ontology annotation, cellular component: cytoplasm. The transcript has a single exon. Lineage: Eukaryota; Parabasalia; Trichomonadida; Trichomonadidae. Bases 1 to 741 code for a protein of 246 amino acids. Gene Ontology annotation, biological process: signal transduction.
AUGGAUAAUAUCGAAGAGAUCUUAGAAGGUGUCAAAAUUUUAAACAGAUUAGGCCGCGAUGAUGACAGUAUUAAAAUGAUGGAUACAUUUCUUGAAGAAAAGCAGGAUUUAGAUAAGAAUGAAAGAACAAUUUUCUUCGUUGUCUACAAAACAGCGAUCGAUUCUUCCCGCGCAUCAUACAGGACCAUCGAUGCAUAUCAUCAGCAGUGCUUAUCUGAUGGUGCUACUGGAAAGGCAAAUAAGCUUCAAUAUUAUAAAGAGCUUGUUGGCACAAAGAUCAUUGACCAAGCACAAAAAGCUAUUGAUAUUAUUGAUAGCAUUCUUAUUCCGCAUGCUGAAGGCCCUGCUGCCCUUGCUUUCUACUAUAAGAUGAAGGGAGACAUGUAUAGAUACAUUGCAGAGACUUCAUUACAAGUUGAAAAGCAGUACGGUACCAUUGAAGGCCAAACUGCAUAUCAAAGAGCCAUCGAAAUUUGCGAGCAGAAUCUUUCUCCAAUUGAUCCUGUUAGAUUAGGAACAAUUCUCAAUUCUGCCGUUUUCAGAUACGAACACCUCAAGGAAAAAGGUGAAGCUUUCGAAAUUCUCCAACAUACUGUACAAGAAGUGAGAGAUCACCUCUCAGAAGCACCUCCUGAGGACCAGAAUGAAAUUAGUAGCGCUUACAAUACAAUGCUGCGCAAUAUUAGCAUUUGGGAAGUAGGUGGUGAACAAGAAGAAGAAGAAAAGGCAGAAAAUGAUUAG